Molecule: messenger RNA, 4133 nt
Organism: Alligator sinensis (Chinese alligator)
Lineage: Eukaryota; Metazoa; Chordata; Crocodylia; Alligatoridae
Gene: CAMTA2
Product: calmodulin binding transcription activator 2
Biological process (GO): regulation of transcription by RNA polymerase II
Cellular component (GO): nucleus
Molecular function (GO): protein binding; double-stranded DNA binding; transcription coregulator activity
Source: RefSeq, a predicted model, not a curated record
GAUGCCUGGGUACUCAGCUGCGGCCUGCCCCCUUAUCUCAGGCACUGCCUACGCCCAGGGCUGAGGAAAGGGAAGCUAGAGGGGAAGGGCUCAGAAACUGGGGAGCACCCGAAAGCCCCACUCAACUCCUGGAGCUGGGGUGGGACCCAGGCAUCCAGGCUCCCAGCCCCGCCCCUUCCCUCACAGCCCUGAGAUGGGACCCCCACACCAGGCUGGGGGGCGGGGUGCUGUUUGACCCCAGAAAUGGCUGCAUCUCAUGUUAUGAGCAGGGCUGGGCUGCUGGGAGGGGCGGGGGGCCCUGGCGGCAAAGGUGGGGGCAUUGCCUGUCUAAUUUCUUGUUGCCCCAGGUCUGAUCCCGUCCCCCAUGCACUGUGGUCUGAGGCCCCUGGGCCUCCAGCUGUAACAAAGCCAGACGCCUAGCCCUAACGAUGAGUAACAAGGAAACCACGGAGGUCUCGGAGAAGAACCACCAUGUAAAGGUUUUCUUGCCCAAAAAGCUGGUGGAGUGUCUGCCCAAGUGCCCGGCCCUGCCCAAAGAGCGACUGCGCUGGAACACCAAUGAGGAAAUUGCCUCUUAUCUCAUCACCUUCGAGAAGCACGAGGAAUGGCUGUCAGGUUCCCCCAAAACCAGGCCGCAGAAUGGGUCGCUGAUCCUGUACAACCGGAAGAAGGUGAAGUACCGCAAAGAUGGCUACUGCUGGAAGAAGCGCCGUGAUGGCAAGACCACGCGCGAGGACCACAUGAAGCUCAAGGUCCAGGGCGUGGAGUGCCUGUAUGGCUGCUACGUCCACUCCUCCAUCCUCCCCCCAUUCCCCCGCCGCUGCUACUGGCUGCUCCAGAACCCGGACAUCGUGCUGGUGCACUACCUGAACGUGCCAGCGCUGGAGGACUGUGCUAAACUGUGCGGGCCCAUCCUCUGCUCCAUCAACAGCGACCGCAAGGAGUGGCUCAAGUGGUCCAAGGAUGAGCUUGUCAGCCAGCUCAAGCCCAUGUUUCACGGGAUCAAAUGGACGUGCAGCGGCGCUAAUGGGACCACGGAGUUCUCCAUCGAGCAGCUGGUGCAGCAGGUCCUGGAGAGCCACCAGGCCAAGCCACCACCUCGCACCCAUGCCUGCCUCUGUAGCGCUGGCCUGGGCAGCCCCGGGCACGUGCCCCACAAGUGCGGCAGCACCAAGCACCGCAUCAUCUCCCCGAAGCUGGACCCGCGCCCAGGGCCCUACCCAGCCCUGACCGAGGUGCAGAACAUCACGGAGCCUGAGCCCCCCCGGCGCGACCCCACGGACGAAGGGGCCCCCCCCGGCGAGCCACCCCCACCCACUGGGCCCUGCACCCCUGAGCCUGGAGACGCCUCCCGGCCCAACACGCUGGUCACCAUCACUGACUUCUCUCCGGAGUGGUCAUACCCUGAGGGUGGGGUGUAGGUGCUGAUCACGGGGCCCUGGACCGAGGGCGGCGAUGCCUACAGCUGCCUUUUCGACCAGGUGGCCGUGCCGGCUGCACUCAUCCAGCCCGGGGUCCUGCGCUGCUACUGCCCCGCCCAUGAGGCCGGGCUGGUGGCCUUGCAGGUGGCCCGUGACUCCCGGCCCGUGUCCACAUCGGUCCUGUUUGAGUACCGUGCCCGCAACUUCCUGGCGCUUCCCAGCACCCAGGUGGACUGGCUGUCCCUGGAUGACAACCAGUUCCGCAUGUCCAUCCUUGAGCGCCUGGAGCAGAUGGAGAAGCGCAUGGCGGAGAUGACAGCUGCGCAGCCCCCGGCCCCCUGUGGGCCCCCCACUGAUGCCACCCUGGGCCAGGCGCCGGCGGACUCCUUUGAGGCGCGCAUCGUGGCUUUGUGUGAGCAGAUGAUGGCCGGGUCAUGCUGGCUGCGCUCUGAGACCCUGGUCCAUAACAUGAGUUUCCGAGGCAUGACCCUGCUUCACCUGGCAGCCGCGCAGGGCUAUGCCCGGCUCAUCCAGACCCUCAUCCGCUGGCGGAACCUCAGCGCUGAGAGCCUGGACCUGGAGCAGGAAGUGGAUCCGCUCAACGUUGACCACUUCUCCUGCACCCCCUUGAUGUGGGCCUGUGCGCUGGGGCACCUGGACGCAGCACUGCUGCUGUACCGUUGGAACCAGCGGGCGCUGGCCAUCCCUGACUCACUGGGCCCCCUGCCGCUGCUAGGUCUGGGGCGGGUGCCCCCCCACUGACCCCUUCCCACCUCCCCAGGGCUGAGUGGGGGCAGCAGUGCAUCGUCUCCUUCAGAGCGCUCAGAGGCGUCACUGUCGCUCACCUCGGCUUACUCCAGUGGCUCCGGCGCCCGUGACUCGCUGCCUGCCAGCCCUGAGGCUGAGGUCGGGGCUGGGGGGGGGCACAUGGACGUGUGCCCGCCCCCCGGGGGCGCCUGGUACCUGCCUGAGCCCCCCAGUCCACCUGGCACCCCUGCACCUCCCUUCUUCAUGGACUACAAGGUGGAGAGCGGUGCUGCGGCUGCCCCUGGCCUGCUCAGCUACAGCGAGGACGCUGAGAACGAGGACUUCCUGCCACCCACUGAUGUCCUCCAGGUGGACAUGGUGACGCUGGCACGGCAGAUCAUCGAGGCGACGCCCGAGCACAUCAAGCAGGAGGAGUUUGGGGUGGGCGAGGGGCCACGGCGGGAUCGGGGGGCCGCGGGCGGCUGGGGGGCGCCCACGGUUGGGUGGCUGGGUGGCGCCAUGGCUUGGCUGGCCUCCUACCUGGACAGCGUGGACCAGCUGCCUGGCCUCAUCCCCCACCGGCGUGAGGCGGGGUCCCCAUCACGGCGGGGCUGCCUGAGCCCCCUGCAACCGGGUGAACCCGGUCCUGAGCAUCGGGCGGUACCACCAACAGCAACAGCAGCCGGCUGGGCCGAGUUCCUCAAUGCCUCAGCCAAUGGGCGCAUGGAGAGUGCCUUUGCCGGCCUCACCCUGUCUGACCCUGAGCAGCGCGAGCUCUAUGAGGCUGCCCGUGUCAUCCAGACCGCCUUCCGGCGCUACAAGGGCCGGCGCCUCAAGGAGCAGCAGGAGAUGGCAGCUGCCGUGAUCCAGCGCUGCUACCGCAAGUACAAGCAGCUGACAUGGAUCGCACUCAAGUACGCGCUGUACAAGAAGAUGACGCAGGCAGCCAUACUCAUCCAGAGCAAGUUCCGCAGCUACUGGGAGCAGAAGAAGUUCCAGCAGAGCCGGCGUGCAGCCGUGCUCAUUCAGCAGUGCUACCGUAGCUACCGCGCUGACGCGCCCGCGCGGCCCCCAUGCCCACCCGUGCCCCACCGUCUCCGGGGCCCGUUCCUGACGAAGAAGCAGGAUCAGGCUGCCCGCAAGAUUAUGCGGUUCUUGCGGCGCUGCCGACACAGGAUGAAGGAGCUCAAACAGAGCCAGGAGCUGGAGGGAGCUCAGAAGCUGGCGAUCGGCGACUUCCGGCGCCGGGGGCCGGAAGCACGGGGCCCCGCCAGAAGUUGCUGUAACCAAGAUGGUGGCGAGCAGGACUUCCUGGCCAGGCACAAACGUCAUGAAGCCUACUACUGGAUCGGACUCCGCAUCCAGGGCCCAGCCGGAAACGAGCUGGGUGGGCGACCCCGGCACCCGGGGCAUCAGGCUGAGGAUGACCCCGGGACCACCGCAGGAGCAGUACGGCGCCUUCAGGGACAAGCAGAGCAUCUACCCCGACCUCUGCCAGACAGUAUCGCUGGAUCUGCCAGCGCCGUGCCUUAGCCCUGGCGACCCCCCCCAGAGCCAGCCGCAUCUUGGCUGUAUGAAGCUGUGGGCCCUGGGGAGGCUGUGUUGGCCCUGACGAGUGAGCCGGUUGCCCUGUGGCAGGGACAGCUGUGCCAGGAAAGUGGUGGAAUAAAUGCCCGGAGCCCCUCGCCCUGGUCCUGUGUGUGUCUGUGGGGGCGAGGGCAGAGGGGGUGAGUUAGUGCAGGGUGCGGGUCCUCCUGGGGGAUACUGGUGAUACCAGGAGGGUACUAGGAAGCGCUGGGGGAUACGGGGAGAUGCUGGGGAGCUACGGAGAGGACGCUAGCCAUCAGCGUUGCCAUGGGAACCAGGCGCAACGGCCCCCUCUGACCGUCAAGCGCGGCAGCCGCAGUCCCUUCACUGCCGUAAAACCCCACCCCUCCAGCCGAGCCGUAAAGGGGCGGCGUCGCG